AAUCUUAUUGACAUUUCACAACUUGUGUGCUUUUUCCAUUUAAAUAAGGUAAUUAUUGUCGUCAAGAUCCCUCUCGUAUUACCUCAGGUGUAUGACCUGUAUAGGAUCAUUCCCCUACCUGUUCCCUACGAUAUGUUGAAACCAGAUACCUACGUUCUUAUCGAGCCAACUAGCUCAUAUGUAGCAAUCACAGCUGAUCGCAUGUUUUAUUCACUUAUCGCAGACAUAGACAAGUGCAAGUUAAUAAGUGAUAAGUGUUACGUGUGUGUGUUAACUAAUGUGUUUUCAGCAAUCGCUAACCCUACGUGUGAAACGAUUCUCUUAAGUGAUGUGAUUAGCAAACUUCCUGACAUUUGUGUUACAAAACUUAUUCACGGUUCAAUUGAUCUAUUUCAUAAGUUAACUUUAAAUCGUUGGAUUUUUGUACAAUCUGAACCUGGCAAGUGUCAUGUAACUUGUAAUGAUAAAGACAUAAGUUCUGACGUUAUUUUGUUUGGUACUGGUAUCUUGUCUUUGCCUAGAAACUGUAAGGCUUUUUACAAGACGUUGCAAUUCGCCGCUGUUGGCGAAACAGUUAUUGGAAAUGUAACCAAUAAAAUAUCAAAUUUCAACAUCCUACAAGAUGAUUGUUGUGAGCGAUCUAAGUUAAAUAAAACUCUAGAACGAUUACCUUACUCAAAGUUAAAUAACUUAGAUAAUCUUGAUUCUCUGCUGCAAGCCAGUAUUCACUUGAACUCUUUUGAAGAAGAGAUCAAUAAGAUAGAAAAUCCAUCUCAUUUUCAAAUGUAUAGCACUCACUAUUUGUCUUUUAGUUUAUGCAUCUCGAUGUUAACCUUAUUUUACAUUUUAUAUAAGAGUCGUAAGUUACUUUGUCGUACUAAUGCCCCAUGUUGCAUUCAGAUAUUUAACCAAUGUCAUAACACAAAAAAUAACUCGGUUCCAACCUCUCAAACUGUAUUUCAUGGUGAUACAAUAGCACCCGUCAAUAAGGACGAGUCAGAGUCUAUAGAGGACUUACGAGUGACGCCAACCCCUAUUAAAAGGAAUAUUCUGUUUGGCAAGACUCAUGAUAAUUAAUUUGUAAUGAAUGCACAUGGUUUGUAAUUAAGUAAUAAUUUUCUUUCUUUUCAUAUUGUCAUCUUGAUUUAUCUAGAUUUUAAUAAUUGCUCUUAUUAAUCAAUAAUGUUUAAUUGUUUAAAUACUUUUAUUGUUAACUCUAAUCUGGAUUUCCUUGCAUCCUAAAUAAUGAUAAAUGUAGUUAAUAAUUAUUAUUUUUGAGUAACUUUUCUAUCCUUAACAGUUGUAUUGAUGUCUUUUGAAAUUAGUUGUUAUUUUUGGUGUUUUAAAUAUGUUUCUUUUGUUUAUUGUAAUGUCCGACGUAAAUCCACUUAAGCAUACGCGAUUUAGCAUACAUGAUUUAGCAUACAUCAAUCCUGACAUCUCUCAUCACUUUGAGAUGUGAUGAUCGAUCUUAACGGGGGGGUUGUUAUAUCGAAAUAACCCCUGUUACCAAUAUAAAAUUAAAUUGCUGAGUUUCCCAUUGCAUUGACGUCAAUGCAAUAGGAAACCGAUGUUAUUUUAAUUAGCGAUAAUAAUAUUUCUUCAGUUUUGGAUUGGACUUCCGUCGGGCAACUUUCUUUCUAUUUUCUUGUGAUUCUAAUUAUUUUUCAAUACAUUUUUAUUUUAGCCAAUUAAAUAGUUUUUUUUU
Messenger RNA from Helicoverpa armigera (cotton bollworm), 1708 nucleotides. RefSeq lists its product as uncharacterized. The annotation marks the transcript as partial. The transcript has a single exon. The record is from RefSeq and is a predicted model, not a curated record. Lineage: Eukaryota; Metazoa; Arthropoda; Insecta; Lepidoptera; Noctuidae.